AUGACUGAUUUCGAGACAGUUGAUGUCUCACAAGUAUCGUUCCCACCAGAGAUUCUAGCAAAAAUAUCCCCAGAGUUAUCUUUGCAAAGACAUUUGAGUUUAGGAUUAAGACCUAGUUUACGUGCAUUUGAAGAAUUUAGAGAUGUUACUAUCUCAGAAGAUAAAAUCUCCCAUUUUUCUGGUUUUGAAGGAGUGUCUGAGAGUAAUGAUAUUUUAGGUUUUAACGUUUUAAAAAGUGGUAAAACCAUAGUUACUACUACUAUUACCGGUGGAAUUGUUGAAAACAUGGUACCAAUUGAAUCAGACGAUAUUGGAGAACAAGAAUUAUUGGAAUUGACAAAAGCUAGAGAUGAACUAAAUCAAUACGUUGCCGUCUUUCCCAAUGUGACAAUUGAAAAAGGUAGAAAAAAUAUACCUCCAACACAAGAAGAGAUUACUUUAUCUCAAAGAUUGCACGACAAUGUUCUUCAUUCUGGAAUCAUACCAAAAAAAUCACUAAAAGUAAAAUGUGGUUUACGUUCUAUAGAUUCAGAGGGUAAUAUCAAUAUUGUAUACCCUGAUGAACUAGAUGACAACGAUAUUGUAAAAGAUACUUUUAAACAAAUUUCAGAUAAAAGAUCAUGGUCAUAUGUUUUAUAUGCAAAGAUAGUGGUAUUUGGUAGAACAGGGCCAUUGCUUCCAUUGUGUUGGAACUCAUUGAUUUGUGCUUUAAAAAGUACAAGAUUACCAAGAGUAUUUUUAGAUGAACGUGCUGCGAGGUUAAAGAUGACUGUAAGAACAAGAGGUAAAAGUUUGACUGUAAAAGAAGCACAUGACCUAAUUUGUGAUCCUAAUAACUCACUGCCAUUGGAAAUGCAUUCUUAUGGUGUGGGUUUUGCCUCAAAUUUUGGUAUAAUAGAUAUAGAUCCAGAAGCACAAAUAGGUGAUGAAGAUGAUGAUGACCAAGAGAUGGUUACAAAACAACCAAUUUCAGUUCUUUUAGCUGAUAUAGAUACAGAGGCUGAAGAAGAAAACGUACGAUCAGUUAUAACAGUAAUUAGUGAUUCAGAAGGUAAUUUAAAGAAUCUAAAUUUAGUUGGAGGUGGAUCAAAAUUAACUCUUGAUAUGAUUAAAAAAUCGAUAAAAUCCUCUAAAAGCAGAUCUAAGGAUUUAAGCUCAAAAUUUGGCAUGAAUAAGUAA
Messenger RNA from Vanderwaltozyma polyspora DSM 70294, 1179 nucleotides. RefSeq lists its product as uncharacterized. The record is from RefSeq and is a predicted model, not a curated record. Gene Ontology annotation, biological process: U5 snRNA 3'-end processing; U4 snRNA 3'-end processing; nuclear mRNA surveillance. The coding region runs from base 1 to 1179 and encodes 392 amino acids. Lineage: Eukaryota; Fungi; Ascomycota; Saccharomycetes; Saccharomycetales; Saccharomycetaceae. The transcript has a single exon. Gene Ontology annotation, cellular component: nuclear exosome (RNase complex); cytoplasmic exosome (RNase complex).